GUAACAAACAGAGACAGAUAUCGAGUGAGUGAUGUGCGAUAAGUCGGAAUCAUUAUUCGAGAUACAACUUUCUUAUUAGUCGUUUUAAUGCGGUAUUGAUGAUUUCCAUUUAAGGAGAUCGCUCUCCUACUAACGUAGUUGUACAUGCAAUUGUACAUAUAUCAUACUAUACAAUAAUAUCCGUACCUAAAUACAUUUAAUAUAAGUGAUAAGUGUGAGUGUGUGUAGGAUCAUUGGGUGGGUAUGUUGAGCAAUGAAAAAAGAACCUAGUAGUUGGUCAUAUAAAAAAAUAAUACAAAGAUUCGGUAAAACUUUAUUGAUAAUUGAACUAUCAUUACUCGGUGGCUCGUAUGCGCUUUGGCACAAAACCAACACCUCCCCAGAGUUCCGCUGGUACUUGCAUCGUAACUACCCGUCAGUGCUUGAAGGUUACUACAAGAUUGGAGAAAAAAUCUCUGAAAAAAAUCGCAUUAUUCGGGAGACAGACUUAAUGACUUGGGGAAGAAUUCCACCUAAGUCUGCAUGAUCUUUAGUUUUGCUUAAUGGCUUUCGUAAAAGUUAUAUUAGCAGCUAUUGGAGGGACUGGAGUUGGAUUCUUUUUAUUGAAACUUAUUACUCCUGAUGAUAGAGAUUUUGAAAAGAAAUUUCCUAAACCUACAAUCGAAGUUUACCGCCCUUUUUUGCGUAAGUCAUCAAAAACCCAAAACGAAUUAUCAAAUUCUAUGUCAACUAAUUCAGAAACCUUAAAAAGAGAGUUGUCUGGAAAAUAACAUUCGGCAAUGGAGACCACAGAAGGGACAGAGCUUGGAGGCGUAGGAAAUCUCACUGAUCGCAUAUCGAAGCGUGACCGUGAACGUAGAAACGUAAUCGAGCGUCGCCGAGAAGAAAAACAGCAGCUAGAAGUUGAGUCAGAGCAGCUGAGCUUCUUCCAAGACACAUUUCACCUUCAUUGCGAAAAAGUAAAAGAGCUGAUGGACACAGCGCCAGCAGCGCAGAUUUCCACGCUUCCAGGGAUCUUCGACAAAGUCAACAAAGAAAUUCUGACCCUCUGGAAUUACCUGUCCCAGUCAAAGAUAUUCCUAAAAAUGUAUGACAUCCGUCGUGCUCAGGAAACUCUCCAGCAAUUGGAGACCGAAGCCGCUGAGCUGGAGCUAAAAUUGCUGCCCAAGAAGAAGUUUGGAUUCAAGAAUCGCAGACCAGCCAAAAAACCCUCGGAAAAAUCUCUGGACGUGACAGACGGGUUGAAGAAUCUCAAUUUGUCUGAAACGGUGACCACUAAUGGAGCAACCAAGCAGCACAAUGAACUCAUCAGCAAGUACACCGACAGUGCAAGCAGUUUAAUUGGCAAGUCUGACGGGACAUUUACGUUAGACGCCGAAAAUGUAAACAAGAAUGACGUUCUGUUGUCCGACUUGACCCGAUGUAUUGUGCGUAUUUACGGCGCUCCUAGCACAGUACACAUGAUUAAUCUAAAACAAUGCCAAGUACUAAUUGGACCGGUGUCGUCAUCUGUAUUCGCUAACAAUUGUGAUUCAUGUACCUUUGCAUUUGCAUGCCAGCAAUUACGUUUGCACUCGUCAACAGACUGCACCAUCUAUCUCCACGUGACUAGCCGGGCUAUUAUUGAGGACUGCGUUAAGAUAAAAGUCGCGCCGUAUAACUGGAGCUACGAAGACCAGCAAAGUCACUUUAUUCUAUCUGGACUGGAUAUUAAAACCAACAACUGGGACUCCGUAGACGACUUCAACUGGCUUUCCUACGAGAAACACUCGCCCAACUGGGCGAUUUUGAAGCCAGAGCUCAGGGUCAAAUUUCGGGAUUGAAUAUCAUUUUGAUUCUUUUUUUACUUUACUUAUUACAUUAUAUUAUACAUAUUUUUGUCGGUUAUCUGAGUACACCGAUAUGUUGGCUGAUUAAAUCUUAGAUAUUUUAUUUGAAUAUAUAUAUUUGUCUAAGACAUAGUAUCUAAUAUUUUAAUCAUGUCAAAUUAUUAAGUAAUAAUAAACACGUGUAUUUUCGCUUUUACACAAUUAAUAAAUGCACGUUAUCUUUA
Messenger RNA from Cotesia glomerata, 2053 nucleotides. RefSeq names its product tubulin-specific chaperone C (gene TBCC). Bases 780 to 1823 code for a protein of 347 amino acids. Gene Ontology annotation, cellular component: cytoplasm. Lineage: Eukaryota; Metazoa; Arthropoda; Insecta; Hymenoptera; Braconidae. The record is from RefSeq and is a predicted model, not a curated record. The transcript has 3 exons. Gene Ontology annotation, molecular function: tubulin binding. Gene Ontology annotation, biological process: post-chaperonin tubulin folding pathway; tubulin complex assembly.